Messenger RNA from Fomitiporia mediterranea MF3/22, 336 nucleotides. RefSeq lists its product as uncharacterized. The coding region runs from base 1 to 336 and encodes 111 amino acids. The record is from RefSeq and is a predicted model, not a curated record. The transcript is spliced from 2 exons. Lineage: Eukaryota; Fungi; Basidiomycota; Agaricomycetes; Hymenochaetales; Hymenochaetaceae.
AUGUUUACUUAUCCACUUUGCCUUCGUUUACCGUUAUUCAUUCGCUUGACACUUGAUCUUCGUGCCUAUACUGUCUUAUUACUUGCCGAUGUACAAAAUGCUUUCGAUACGUUUCGACGCGUACAAAUGUGGAUGUUACGCUAUUUUCCGUGGGUGGCCGACCGUGCCGCCGAUGGUAUCUUCCCGUCUGCUGAACGAGAUCUAUUGAAGAAUACCUCUGCGCUGUUAGCUCGCAAGUUUGUCUCUCAAGGUUCAGGUGCACAAGGUUUACUUGAUUAUGCCUCCGCCCUUGUCAGGUCAGGGCCGGCCGUCGCGGCCACUCCCACCCUGGGCUGA